Molecule: messenger RNA, 1716 nt
Organism: Lindgomyces ingoldianus
Lineage: Eukaryota; Fungi; Ascomycota; Dothideomycetes; Pleosporales; Lindgomycetaceae
Exons: 4
Coding region: 1-1716 (571 amino acids)
Biological process (GO): aflatoxin biosynthetic process; regulation of DNA-templated transcription
Cellular component (GO): nucleus
Molecular function (GO): DNA binding; zinc ion binding; DNA-binding transcription factor activity, RNA polymerase II-specific
Source: RefSeq, a predicted model, not a curated record
AUGACCGCUCCAGUUAGUAGAAGAUCAACGGGUCGAUCCGACCCGUUCGGGAACCGUUUGACACUUUCCAGCAUCACAAUAGUGCCCGGGCACAAGAGACCGGAACGAGGUCAGCUCAGGAGAGCCGUAUCUACCCUACUGUCAAUUCAUUGCAUUUCCUGCACGCUCUUCUCGAAACGGGAGGUGGUUGAUCGAAAUUCUCCUUUGUUCUGCAAGUGGGGCCGACUCCAGACCCCGAUGGUUCCCAAACUCCUAGGCCACAUUGAAUCUACUAAAGAGAUCCAUUUGCAAUCUUUGCAACCCUUCUUGUCCAAUGCUUCACGUUAUUGCUCCAUCCUUCCCUCUUCCGAACAGUCGGUCGAGCUGCUUAUCAUGGCCGCGCCACAUCAAGGGCCGCUCCCGUCUUCUGCCGCUUCCCGCAGCUAUACGCCUGCACCGGAGCGGCUCCGACUGCGUAACAGCUGCCAUGGCUGUGCAUCAUCCAAGUUGAAAUGCUCUCAGGACAAGCCAACAUGCUCUCGCUGUGCAAAGCGCGGUCUUACCUGCGAAUACCUGGCCGCGAAGCAAGGAGGCAGAAAGCCCAACAGACAGUCAGUCAGCAGCCAAAGCCGCUGUGAUCGGCCUGCAGAUGCCGCACCAGAAGCAAACGCUUAUGCAUGUUUACCGGCGCAAGCCGAGUCGGCUGCUUCGUCUUCAAACUCAGGUGUUGAUGCUCUGGGUUUGCCUGAUAAUAUACGUCACUCCCCAAGGACGAGCUUUUCCACGUCUUCGAAUGUGAUACAGAAUCUGUUCGGGCUCCUGGAUGAGAUCUCAUCUUCAGCAUCAACUACGCAAAUCGACUUCUCCGACUAUUUUUCCACCCCUGUGUCGUAUGCUGUGGACAUGGACGAUAUGGACCUUCUUGGAACAGCCGACAUAUUUUCCACGGGUGUGAAUAGCAGCAACAAUGGCUCCGAAGGCCCUUUUGAUGCAUUCCCACCAUUUGGAGCCACCAUUUCUGAACUCUUUACCGUCUCCAUCCCUAGCCCCACACCAAAUCCUUCUGUGCAGCCUGGUAUGGAAGUAGCACAAAGCUACCAAGGGUUCGGUGCGAACAAGCUGCUACACUCUUGCUUGAAUCGGGCCCUCAGGUCCAUGGAGCAGAUCUCCUCUGUGUCCUGUCUCAAGGGGGCUUCCGCAAGCACGAUGAUCCGAACCAUUGUCGUCCAGAAUAAAGCUACCAUUGAAUCCGUCAACACGAUGCUCACAUGUGCAUGCUCACAGCAUGGGUAUUUGCUUAUCGUCAUCUCUCUUGUCGUAUUUAGAGUAUUGGACUUGUACGCUGCUGCUGCACGGCAAACGCAGAGCUUGCAGGAUCUACAAUCUUACAGUUCACACCUAUCGUCAGUAGCUGAGUUUGCCAUUCCGACCCCUGCUACUGUGGGGAACUACUGCCUUGAAGGCGCAGAUUCGGCACGUAUGGCAGCGCAGCUUGUGCUUAGUGAGCUGCACCUCGUGCGACGUCUUGUCGAGCAGCUCUCGUCAACACUAAAGAAGCAGGCGGCUCAGAGUGGAAGAGGGGGUGAGACAGGCACCCCGGAGAGUAUGAGUUUGGAUGUGGACAACGAGAGGGCAUUGCCACUUUCAUCAGCGAUAUACGAUAAUCUGGCCCUCGAUUUGGCGAAACGCCUCAAGGCACUUUCCCUGGAUAUAAUAAAUCAGUUGAGAAAGUUCUAA